This is a messenger RNA of Desarmillaria tabescens, 1011 nucleotides long. RefSeq lists its product as uncharacterized. The transcript is spliced from 9 exons. Lineage: Eukaryota; Fungi; Basidiomycota; Agaricomycetes; Agaricales; Physalacriaceae. The coding region runs from base 1 to 1011 and encodes 336 amino acids. The record is from RefSeq and is a predicted model, not a curated record.
AUGUGCCAGCGAAAAUGCGACAGGAACUGUGGUUCAACGACCAUCCGGAACUUGGUCGUUUGCCUUGAUGGGACCUCUAAUCAAUUUGGGCAUCACAACACCAAUGUUAUAGAGCUACACAGCCGAAUACUGAAAGAAGAUCAAGAUAUUCCGCAGCUUACUUUCUACAGAAGCGGUAUUGGGACUUUGGUACCUCCCCGGAGGUUUUCGCUGCGAUACUGGUUAAGCCUUGGCGACAAUGUUAUUGAUCAGGCCAUUGCAUGGCAUGUGGAGUCUAACGUUAAAGAAGCGUAUCAAUGGCUCGCAGAUAACUAUCAACGUGGGGAUAGAAUAUAUUUAUUCGGAUUUUCCCGCGGAGCCUACCAAAUUCGAAUGCUAUCAGGAAUGAUUGAAAAGGUCGGCCUUGCUUACCCCGGAAACAAGAGUUCGACUUCUCUCGGCUAUGAGUUGUACGUCAAUAGAUACAUAGGCAAGAAGAUCAAGGACGAGACCGAGGCCGAAGUCCUGGCCUAUAAUUUCAAGAAGACGUUUUCGAGGCCCAUCAAGGUCCAUUUUGUGGGUGCAUGGGAUACUGUUUCGUCCGUUGGCAUCGUCCGAAAACGCUCAUUACCACUGGCAGGGGCUGCCAGUUGUACUUGCUUCUUUCGUCACGCUCUGGCACUAGAUGAGCGUCGUGUCAAGUUCCUCCCCGAAUACUUCUCCAAAGGAUCGACACCGCGAUUUGGGAGACAACCGGAGUGUACAGAGUCCACUGAUGUAAAAGAGGUGUGGUUUGCGGGAAGUCAUUCAGACAUGAGCCUCAAUCUUUCCCGGGUUCCCUUGCUGUGGAUGGUGAAAGAGGCUAGUGCAGCUGGCCUCAGGUUCACAUCACGAAACAUGGAAAGCGAAUGGGAGCAGGGGAACCUUCACAAAGCCAUACCGAUAAAAUCUCUAAAAGGUUCGUGGUGGUUCCUUGAAUACGUGCACAUCACACGACUCUCGUACAAGGAUGACAAUAGUACUACAAGGUAG